Triplophysa rosa is the source of this 6279-nucleotide messenger RNA. RefSeq names its product SLIT-ROBO Rho GTPase activating protein 1a (gene srgap1a). The record is from RefSeq and is a predicted model, not a curated record. The transcript is spliced from 22 exons. The coding region runs from base 481 to 3702 and encodes 1073 amino acids. Gene Ontology annotation, biological process: signal transduction; negative regulation of cell migration. Gene Ontology annotation, molecular function: protein binding. Lineage: Eukaryota; Metazoa; Chordata; Actinopteri; Cypriniformes; Nemacheilidae. Gene Ontology annotation, cellular component: cytoplasm.
AACCACUUGCUUAUCCAGCUGCCUUGAGGUCAGUCAAAAUCCGCGAAACUGUCUGGCGAUCAGUCACUCGGACGCGCGGAACGGUGCCGAAAGUCACGCCGGUCCAUUAUAGCAUGUCAUUAUGCUGCCCUGUGUAUCCAGAUCUGUCGGCGGUUGAAUAAAGACAGAAAGGUUGGAUAUAUUGGACAUUCGCCCGAGGAGGAAGGGGUUAACGUUACUUGGGAACGACUACAGGAAACUCUUCCCGUGCUUCAUCUGUAUGCCCUAACGGCGCAAUUUCAUGCGGGAUCGUUUGUAACUCGUUCGGGAAAACGAUGAACAUUUGCGGUGGUGUUUGUGUUGGAUUUUCAGCCUGAACAACUUGGCAAAUACUUGGGAUGCGCUGGGCGUCGUAAGGAAAAAUAACACCAACAAACACAUCGGUUUACAAACAUCAUCCUGAUAACUUAUUCAUUGGUCGCCAGGUCGGACGAUUAAAACAUGUCGAAUUCUGGAAAGUUCAAGAAGGACAAAGAAAUCAUCGUGGACUACGAGAGUCAAGUCAAAGAGAUCCGAGCGCAGCUGGUGGAGCAGCAGAAAUGUCUGGAGCAGCAGACGGACAUGAGGGUGCAGCUUCUUCAGGACCUCCAGGACUUCUUCCGCAAGAAGUCCGAGAUCGAAAUGGAGUACUCGCGCAACCUGGAAAAGCUGGCCGAGCGCUUCAUGGCCAAGACCAGGAGCACCAAAGACCACCAGCAAUAUAAGAAAGACCAGAACCUCUUGUCACCGGUGAACUGCUGGUACCUGUUGUUGAACCAGGUUCGAAGGGAGAGCAAAGAUCACGCCACGCUGAGCGACAUUUAUCUCAACAACGUCAUCAUGCGCUUCAUGCAGAUCAGUGAAGACUCCACACGCCUUCUGAAAAAGAGUAAAGAUAUCACUUUUCAGCUGCAGGAGGAUUUAAUGAAAGUUCUCAACGAGCUCUACACGGUGAUGAAAACCUACCACAUGUAUCACACGGAGAGCAUCAGUGCUGAAAGCAAGCUGAAAGAAGCAGAGAAGCAGGAGGAGAAACAGAUCGGACGGACGGACCCCGUCUUUUACAUCCGCAUGGAGGACAAACACCAGAGGAGGAGCUCGGUGAAGAAGAUCGAGAAGAUGAAAGAGAAGAGGCAGGCCAAGUAUUCCGAGAACAAGCUGAAGUCGAUCAAAGCUCGGAACGAAUACUUGCUGACGCUCGAAGCCUCUAAUGCUUCAAUCUUCAAGUAUUACAUUCACGACUUGUCCGAUUUAAUAGAUUGUUGUGAUCUGGGAUAUCAUGCCUCUCUGAAUCGGGCUUUGCGGACGUACCUCUCAGCUGAAUAUAACCUGGAGACAUCUCGACACGAGGGCCUGGACAUCAUCGAGAAUGCAGUGGACAGUCUGGACCCCCGGAGUGACCGCCAGCGCUUCAUGGAAAUGUACCCUACUGCCUUCUGCCCACCCGUCAAAUUUGAGUUCCAGCCACAUAUGGGAGAUGAGGUGUGUCAGAUCACAGCACAGCCUCCCAUGCAGGCUGAGCUCCUGCUGAGGUUCCAGCAGCUUCAAUCUCGCCUGGCCACGCUAAAGAUCGAGAAUGAAGAGAUCAAGAAGACGUCAGAAGCCACUCUCACUACCGUCCAGGACAUGGUGACCAUCGAAGACUACGACGUGUCGGAAUGUUUCCAUCACAGCCGUUCCACUGAAUCGGUCAAGUCCACCGUGUCAGAGACCUACCUCAGCAAGCCGAGCAUUGCCAAAAGACGUGCCAACCAGCAGGAGACAGAGCAGUUCUAUUUUAUGAAAUUUCGCGAGUAUCUGGAGGGCAGCAAUCUCAUCACCAAACUCCAGGCAAAACACGAUCUACUGAAGAGAGCUCUUGGGGACGGGUACCGGCCUGAGUAUGCAACCACAAGCCGUGGACGACGGAACUCUCACACGAGACAUCAGGAUUCUGGACAAGCGAUACCAAGGGUUGUUGAAAGCUGUAUUCGAUUCAUCAAUCUAUAUGGCCUCCAGCAUCAAGGCAUAUUCAGAGUAUCUGGAUCUCAACUUGAAGUCAAUGAUAUUAAGAACUCAUUUGAGAGAGGAAACGACCCCCUGACAGACGAGGAGAAUAAUCAUGAUAUAAACUCGGUGGCAGGUGUUCUAAAACUCUACUUUCGAGGUUUGGAGAACCCUCUCUUUCCAAAGGAGAGAUUCACUGAUCUCAUUUCCUGUGUCAGAAUAGAGAACCUGUAUGAGAGAGCUCUGUAUAUUCGUAAGAUCCUCCUGACUGUACCCAGAUCAGUUCUCGUGGUCAUGCGAUAUCUGUUCUCCUUUCUCAACCACCUGUCCCAAUACAGCGAUGAGAAUAUGAUGGACCCCUAUAAUUUGGCCAUCUGCUUUGGCCCCACCCUCAUGCCCACCCCGGACACUCAGGACCAGGUCUCCUGUCAGGCCCAUGUCAAUGAGGUCAUCAAAACCAUCAUCAUCCACCACGAGACCAUCUUUCCUGACACAAAGGAGCUGGACGGCCCUAUGUACGAGAAGUGUAUGGCCGGUGGAGACUAUUGUGAGAGACCAUUCAGCGAACAUGGAGUUUUGGAAGAAGUUGAUCAUGAGGGAGGAACCCACACCAGCGAGGAUGAGGGCGAGCCCAUCGAAGCCAUCGCAAAGUUUGAUUACGUGGGCCGGUCUGCACGUGAGCUGUCCUUCAAGAAGGGGGCGUCUCUACUGCUGUAUCAGAGAGCAUCAGAAGACUGGUGGGAGGGCAGACACAAUGGCAUAGACGGUCUAGUUCCUCACCAGUACAUCGUUGUGCAGGACAUGGACGACACAUUCUCUGACACUCUGAGUCAGAAGGCGGACAGCGAGGCCAGCAGUGGACACGGAGAGGAGAAAUGUCCCAGUAGGGAUAUGGGGUCUCCGACGGACGGUAGAAUAGCCGAUGCUUAUGUCAGCAGGCACAGGAAGAGAAGCAACCCCCCGACUCGCCGGCCUCCGGCCUGCCCCACUGAUUCACACUGCAUGGUCCAUCCUUCCCAGGGCCACCACACUAACCGUAGUACCCAUGGUAGUCAUGGCAACCCAGAUUUGGGUUCCCCGGUGAUGGGCCACUACAGCCCACGGGACCUUCUGAGAGGAAGAGGGCACAUGCCCAUGGACAGCCCAGAGAGACGCAGACGCACUGGCCACGGCAGUCUGACCAACAUCAGCCGCCACGAGUCCAUCAAGAAGAUGGAAAGCCCGCCCAUCCGCAGGUCCACCUCUUCAGGCCAGUACACAAGCUUCUCUGAGCCUCACGGCAAGGGCCUGGAUCCAGAGAGCAUCGCACAGGACAUUGAGGAGACGAUGAACACAGCUCUGAAUGAGCUGAAGGAACUAGAACGGCAGAAUUCUGCCAAACACGCCCCUGACGUAGUGCUGGACACCCUGGAGCAGAUGAAGAACGCUCCCACGCCGACCAGUUCCACCGAGUCCCUCAGCCAGCUGCACGGCCUCCUGCUGCGGCCCGCCGGCGGCGAGACGGCCAUGCGGCGUAGCACCAGUUCUUCCGGCGACACCAUGAGCACCUUCAAGCCCGCCAUAGCUCCACGCAUGGGGGUGCAACUCAAGCCCCCCGCCCUACGGCCCAAGCCCGUGAACGCGAUACCCAAGACGGGUGCGGCGCCACAUCCAACGCCUCCUUCGCAGGAUCCACUGGACAAAUCGUGCACCAUGUGAUCUCAUUCUGAGCGAGACAUUCAGGGACCGAGAGAGGACCGAGAGGAACAAGAUCAAGAAUUUUUGUGUGGUUCGUCAAUUUCUUCUGUGGUGCCAUUGUCGUCUCCACCAUUUCUUUGGCUCUGAGGAACGGAUGGAAAUAAACAUAGGUUAAAUACAGAAACUUUAUAACAGAUCUAGAAAUAGUUCUCCUGAUACUCUCAUACUGUGGUCAGCAUUAACAAGUUCACUAGUGGGGCCCAAGACCCGUGUGUAUUCAAUGCUUAUAAUUAUAUUAUAGGUUUUUUUAAUGAACUGCAAUACAGCAGAUGCUACGCAUGAUUCAGGAGAGCAAACUAAGGGAUAUUUUCAGACACCUGAGAUGCUUCGUCACAUGUCAUUCUUAGUCUAGAAAGGCACCCGCAACUAAUGCAAUUCAGUUCGCAUGCAUGUCCACACUCUUUGUUUUGUGAUAUGUGUGAAUAGAUUUAGAUAUUCUGACACAAUACAUAAGAAAGAGACAAAUCACUACAACUUCUUGUGUUGUUUGGGUGACUAAAUAAGCAGUUUACAUCCACUAGGAACUUGCUAAAUGUGAAUAAUACAGAAACUAAGCUGGGUCUUUGGUUUCUUUGUGUUUACAGCAUUAAGGAUUGUGGGAAAUGUAGUCAUUACAUCUCAGAGAAUUUGUCUAGCUGAAUCGGCCUAGUCAACACUUUUUUUUUUUUAGUGAGGAUGAAUCGAGAAGUGACGCUGGAAAUGCCACGAGGACACGUGUCAUGUUUGAUGCAUCCUGAUUGGCUGUUUGAGACGGUUGGCUUCUAAGUUGUAUGUGCAAGGCUUUAGUUUGGAUAUUAUAUUUUUGAUAAUAAUAUUUGAAUAUAUACCCAGGGAGUUUACGUACAUCAGAUCCAUGUUGAACAAACAAAUUUUAGUUGAAUAGUUGUUUUGUUUCUUUUAAGAACUUCACUCAUUUUCUUAUUUAGAAUAUAUAUAUAUUGUGUCAAUAAAAAGGGUUAGUUGAUGUACAUUUCUAUAAUGUUUAAUCCCAGGUCAAUUUUGAACAGUUGCUCACAAGAAACAAUAUUUCUUUAUAUAUAUUUUUAGUACUUAUCUGCUUGGUUAGAUGUAAUCUGUUAAUAGUAAAGUCUAGCUGCCAAAAAGGUAAAGUUAUUUUACAAGUGCUGCUUAUAAAAUGUUACGGCUAUGAGAAGCUUUUCUGGUCUGCUUAGCUGUCUAAACGCUUGGCUCGGUUCUCUCUUAUAAAGCAUGAAUGAUAAUCCUUUUAGUUGGGACAUGCAAGUACUUUCUAGAAACCUUUGAAGGCAAUAUUUCUCGUUUCACCAAACAAAGGAAUGAUGACAAUAGCCAUGGACUUGGAGACUGUUAUUGCAGUACUUUCAUGAGAUAGUAAAAAGUUUCUUAUUGUGUUUUUAGAGUCACACCGUGUAAUAAUGUCACAUACCGCACCACAUCCAAAUGAUGUCACACAAGGUACCCAAAGAAGAAGAAUUAUCGCGCCCCAUUUUAAAGAUUCUGUAUUUGCACUCACUAAAGGCCAGCCUUUUAACUUCAACAUAAGGAAAAGCCAAAUGUAUACAGUAUAAAAGUUUAAAUUUUAUUUUAUCCCGUUCUGGCAUUAAUAAAUAAACAUGAAAGUGCAUUUAAAUUAUUAAAACAACAAUUUCAACAACACAACAAUAGCUUAGCGUGUGUGUGCUUGUACUGUAUUCACUGAUAUAAUUAUACAAAAAUGUAAUCGUAUUUAGGUAGAAUAUUUGAUUAAAUGUGUCAGAUAGUGUCACGGAAGUGUGUACUGUAUGCUGUCCAUAACUACACAGAGGGAAAUACUGUACACAACUCUUAAGGACAAUACAAGCAAUGUCAGUUUUUAACAUUUAAUUAUAAGAUUGCUGAACAUACUAAAGCUUUUUGAGUACCAUUUUUAAUAAACCAUAUUAUUGUUUCAACACACAUUUGAGAUAGUUUACCCUGUUGAAAAAACUAACAUAUGCUGGGUUAGGUAUGUUUUGAUGCUGGUUUGUGCUGGGUUAAGAUGGUCACAUGCAGGUUUAAGCUGGUCAUGUGCUGGUUUAAGAUGGUCCUUGGCUGGUUUGAGAUGGUGAGGAACCAGCACAUGACCAGCUUAAACCAGCACAAACCAGCAUCAAAACACACCUAACCCUGCAUAUGCUGGUUUUUUAAACAGGGACAUCUCUUCUAAGCUUUGAGAAAGUGUUUUCCCUGCUAAACGAAACACAGUAGGAUCUCGUGGCCAUGUGUCCAUGUACUUCUUUGUACCAUGUAGCCUACUUGUGAAAGUGCCUUUAAAAACGGUUUUAGAGGAACAUCAUAAAUGUCCUCUGUGCUGUGGCAUUCAUCUUUCAGAUAACAUGUAAGGAUUCUAGUUAAUAAAUGAUUACUAACGUGCUUCUAGUUAAGUUGUAUGAAUGAUGAAAUAAUAAAGAUACUGCUUAUUCAUGGUGACAUUGCACUUUUACGUAAGACUGUAUAUUUGGCAUGUAACAUCUUAAGUUGUAGAGUUCCUUUCUAAUAAAGAACAUCGUUUGGUCAGUUCACUGUGGUGUGGAUUGUUUU